AUGGAUUCCGUACCAGACCCCACAGGUUCAAAAGGAGCCAAGGGCUCUGCCCGUUCACCACGCACACCCGGAAACACAGCGAAAAGGGAGAACAGCAAACCGAACCAUAAGAAACCGAGCCUUCAGGAGACCCGCAGGAAGGGAAGAAUGGACAGAAAUAAAAUGGAGGAAGAGAUGACCAAUAAGCUUAAAAGUCUGAAUCUGUGUUGCAAAACGGUGGGAACAAGUACCGGACUUGUCUUCUCUGACACUUUUACCCAACAUCGCUGUCUGUGGGACACCAGUCAUCCAGAAUGUCCAGAAAGGUUCAGUACUGUUAUGGAGAUGAUAAAGACAGAGGAUCUGCUCUCUCGCUGUGUGCAGGUGGAGGCCAGAGCAGCUUCAGACCAGGAGCUUUUGCUUGUUCACACGAAGGAAUAUGUUGAACUGAUGAAGUCCACGCAGAAGAUGUCUGAGGAGGAGCUGAAGUCUCUCUCUGAUACGUAUGACUCUGUCUAUCUCCAUCCAGACUCUUUCGCCUGUGCUUCUCUGGCCGUGGGCGCCGGCCUACAAAUGGUUGACAAAGUAAUGACGUCACAGGUGCAGAACGGAUUCUGCGUGAUUAGACCUCCGGGCCACCACGCGCAGGUUAAUCGGAUGAAUGGAUACUGUAUGUUCAAUAACCUGGCCAUCGCAGCUCGCUACGCGCAGAAGCAACACGGCAUAGAACGAAUCCUCAUUGUGGACUGGGAUGUACACCAUGGUCAAGGAAUUCAGUACAUUUUUGAAGAAGAUCCAAGCGUGCUGUACUUCUCAGUGCACAGAUAUGAAGAGGGCUCCUUCUGGCCUCAUCUGAAGGAAUCAGACAGCAGUGCUGUAGGCACAGGAGCAGGGCAGGGCUACAACAUCAACCUACCCUGGAACAAGAUUGGGAUGGAAGAUAGUGACUACAUUGCAGCGUUCCAGCAACUUCUGCUGCCUGUGGCUUAUGAGUUCCAGCCUCAACUUGUGUUAGUGGCAGCAGGAUUUGACUGUGUGACUGGUGACCCCAAGGGGGAGAUGAGUGCCAGCCCGCUGUGUUUCUCUGUCCUCACUCACUUGCUAAAAGGCUUGGCUCAGGGAAGGCUCAUUCUUGCCCUGGAGGGGGGAUAUAACCUCCAGUCCCUUGCUGAGGGUGUUUGUGCCAGCCUGAAGGCUUUGCUUGGGGACCCCUGCCCUCUCCUACCCUCUCCCGGAGCUCCGAGUCAGAGUGCUCUGAAGUCCAUCGCCCAAACCAUCUCAGCUCUGUAUCCAUUCUGGACCAGCUUGCAAACACUGGAAGGAGGCCCGCUGUCCGAGAGAGAACCAGUGCCUGCCGCGGUGUGUGCCAGCCCCAGCGUAGAGGAUCCGCAAAGCCCCCUAGUCAAGACUGGACUGGUUUAUGAUGAGACCAUGAUGGAGCACCACAACAUGUGGGAUGGUCACCACCCAGAACAGCCUAUGAGAAUCUUUAGCAUCUUCGCCCGACACGAGGAGCUGGGUCUGGUGACCCGUUGCCAUCGGAUACCAGCCCGACCGGCCACGGAAGAGGAGCUGUCUCUAUGUCACAGCUUAGAGCAUAUUAACACUAUCAAGAGCACAGAGCAGAUGAAACCCAGGGAUUUGCACCGGCAGGGAACGGAGUACAACUCUAUCUACAUCUGCAAAGAGACUUAUAAAUGUGCAUUGCUGGCAGCAGGAGCAUGUUUUAACGCAGCACAGGCUGUGCUCACUGGACAGGUGAGAAACGCUGUGGCCAUCGUCCGUCCUCCGGGCCACCACGCUGAACAAGACUCCGCCUGCGGGUUUUGCUUCUUCAACACAGCCGCCCUGACCGCCCGAUACGCCCAGAGCAUCACCCGCAAAUCUUUGCGGGUCCUCAUCCUCGACUGGGACGUUCACCACGGCAACGGCACUCAGCACAUGUUUGAAGAGGAUUCCAGUGUUUUGUACAUCUCCCUCCAUCGCUAUGAGGAUGGGACGUUCUUCCCUUCGUCUGAGGAUGCAAACUUUGACAGGGUGGGUCUGGGAAAAGCUCAGGGCUAUAACGUCAACAUUCCCUGGAGCGGAGGCAAGAUGGGCGACUCGGAAUACCUGGCCGCCUUUCAUCACGUCAUCAUGCCCGUCGCACGAGAGUUUGCUCCAGAGUUGGUGCUUGUAUCGGCUGGGUUUGAUGCUGCGCGUGGUGACCCUCUGGGCGGUUACCAGGUGUCCCCACAGGGAUACGCCCACUUCACCCACCAGCUCAAGAGUUUAGCAGGAGGAAGAGUGAUCGUCAUGCUGGAGGGAGGCUAUAAUCUGACCUCCAUCUCUGAGUCCAUGGCCAUGUGCACCAGCAUGCUCCUGGGAGAUGCUCCCCCAGCGCUGCCCUCUCUGCACCCCCCUCACCCGAACGCUGCCGUCUCCAUCAACAACGUCAUCCGAGCUCACGCCCCCUACUGGAGGUCUCUUAGAAUACAGCUCCCGGAGUCUCUACGUUUGUCCUUGCCCUCACCCAAGCCGAAGGGCAAACGGAUGUCAGGGGGCAAAGGCAAAAAGUCUCCACGCCAGUCAACACCAGCCAAGACUCCAGGCGAGCAGCAGUCACCUGAAGCAACGAAACCAGUCUCACCCGUUGGUGCUCAGGAAGAUUCGGGGCUGGACGAACUGACACAGGGUCUGGUCUCAUUGGACCUGAACACAACUACCUCAUCCAAUCCCAGCCCAUCUUCUGUUCCUGUGGGAGGGGCUAGACGCAAAGUAAAGCCCAGGACUCAGUCAGACGACACUGGGCAGAAGGAAGCUUCACCUCAGAUGGCAUCAGAGAAUGCCAAACAGUCAGAUGUCACGGGUGUGGAGCCUACGUCCGGUUUAACAGAGAUUCAGGUAAGGAACCUACGAUAUUAGCUUUGUCAGCAACAGCGGGAUCAUAGCUUCCCUGUUGCCCCGAGAGAACAGGAGACCGGUGCCGAGGUGGAAGAGGGCGCAUCCGGACGGUCGCAGAAAUCUGUCUUUGAGCUUGUCUGUGGAACAGAGACUACGGAUGGGGAGACUAUGUAUGUUGUUGACCCUUUGUCCUGGUGCCCACACCUGGAAGUGGUCAUGCCUGUGCCUGCUGGAGGCGUCGACGUCUUCCUGCCGUGUGAAGACUGUGGCUCUAACGCCGAGAACUGGAUCUGCCUCAGCUGUUACAAGGUGCUCUGCGGUCGCUAUGUCAACCAGCACAUGGUAACUCACGGCCUGGUGUCCGAUCACCCCGUGGUCUUGAGUUUCGCUGACCUCUCUGUCUGGUGCUACACCUGUGAAUCCUACGUCCACAACAAGGCACUGUUUGAAGCAAAGAAUGCUGCUCACCUUGCCAAGUUUGGGGAGGGCUGCCCCCCCAUAAACUAA
This is a messenger RNA of Chanos chanos (milkfish), 3369 nucleotides long. RefSeq names its product histone deacetylase 6 (gene hdac6). Gene Ontology annotation, cellular component: histone deacetylase complex. The transcript is spliced from 27 exons. Gene Ontology annotation, biological process: epigenetic regulation of gene expression. The record is from RefSeq and is a predicted model, not a curated record. Lineage: Eukaryota; Metazoa; Chordata; Actinopteri; Gonorynchiformes; Chanidae. Gene Ontology annotation, molecular function: zinc ion binding; histone deacetylase activity.